Molecule: messenger RNA, 1218 nt
Organism: Populus nigra (black poplar)
Lineage: Eukaryota; Viridiplantae; Streptophyta; Magnoliopsida; Malpighiales; Salicaceae
Product: derlin-1
Exons: 7
Coding region: 146-895 (249 amino acids)
Biological process (GO): endoplasmic reticulum unfolded protein response
Cellular component (GO): Hrd1p ubiquitin ligase ERAD-L complex; endoplasmic reticulum membrane
Molecular function (GO): misfolded protein binding; ubiquitin-specific protease binding
Source: RefSeq, a predicted model, not a curated record
UCCGAGGAACCUUCUGGGUUGUUUUGUUCUACUUGUUUUAUUUUUCUUUCUUGUGUAGAAAUCAAAAACACCAUCACUUAUUUAUUUUAUAUAUCUAUCGUCUUCUAGACUGAAAUUGCAUCUGCUAAGUUCUGGACUUCUGCCAAUGUCUUCUCCUGCUGAGUACUACAAGUCUCUUCCACCUAUAAGCAAGGCUUAUGGGACCUUGUGCCUGUUUCUCACCACAGCUGUUCAAUUUGGACUUCUUUAUUUGCCGGAUAUUGCAUUGAUGUAUAAACCUGUGUUCUCGAGCUUUCAGGUAUGGAGGCUGAUCACAACCUUCUUUUUCCUUGGGAAUUUCUCUAUCAAUUUUGGAAUUCGCCUCUUAAUGAUAGCAAGAUAUGGAGUCCAGUUGGAGAAAGGGCCGUUUGAAAGGCGUACAGCGGAUUUCUUGUGGAUGAUGAUCUUUGGAGCUCUGUCAUUAUUGGUACUUUCUGCGAUCCCCAUUUUUUGGAGCCCUUUCUUGGGGAUAUCACUUGUGUUCAUGCUUCUCUAUGUUUGGAGUAGAGAAUUUCCAAAUGCCCAAAUCAACAUAUAUGGGCUUGUAACUCUUAAGGCCUUCUAUCUGCCAUGGGCGAUGCUUGCUUUGGAUGUUAUUUUCGGUGCACCUCUUAUGCCAGAUCUCCUGGGAAUUAUAGCAGGGCAUUUAUAUUACUUCUUGACUGUGUUGCAUCCUCUUGCAACUGGAAACAUCUUAUUAAGAACCCCCAGAUGGGUAAAUAAGCUGGUUGCAAGGUGGAGAAUAGGAGCCCCAACCCCAAUGUACAAUAGUGCACAGCCUGACAGAACUACUCAAGCGGCUGACGGCACUACAAGUGCUGCUUUCAGAGGGAGAUCUUAUCGUCUAAAUGAUUAGUUGUGGUUCUGUCACCUGUUCCUGGUACAUUCCAUUUUCCUGUUGUUCAGAAGACACCACUAACAGAGGGAGCGAAAUAUUAGAUGCAAGUCUAUCAGGAGUGAUUUUGUGAAGGGGUCCUGACGGCUAAACCAUUUUGUUCUUGUUUCAUCUGCUGCUCAACCAUUUUAAGAGCUUAUUUGUCGAAGGAGCAGUUAAUGUCAUUUUCUUCCAGCUUAUUUGUCUUUUCAUCCAUUCUAGAUGUAGCUGGAUACUCGCAUCUUAGAAUGACAUGCUAUGAACUUGUUUCAAUUACUCCAUUUAUUUUGUAUUUGUUUUUUAAA